Chaetomium fimeti is the source of this 1973-nucleotide messenger RNA. RefSeq lists its product as uncharacterized. Bases 120 to 1805 code for a protein of 561 amino acids. The record is from RefSeq and is a predicted model, not a curated record. Gene Ontology annotation, molecular function: catalytic activity; DNA binding. Lineage: Eukaryota; Fungi; Ascomycota; Sordariomycetes; Sordariales; Chaetomiaceae. The transcript has 2 exons. Gene Ontology annotation, cellular component: nucleus. Gene Ontology annotation, biological process: DNA repair.
ACUUAAUCAGAUUUCCCAAUUUUUGAUCCCAUCAACCCGUUAGACAUGACCGACUCCCACAACCCACUCGCAUGGAUCAACUCGGUCGACCAGUCACACAUGAAUAACACGAUCCCAAAAUGACAAGCCCAAACCCAACAAGCCAGGAGGUGCUGGCUGAUGAUCUCCUCUACGGCUUCGACAUUUGCGACGAAGAAACCAGGCAAUAUCUUAGUUCGCUCAUCGCCUCGGGCCAGGCGCCGCAGGCCGAGCUGGAGCAGCUGCAUGAGCUCAGUCUCAUGCGGGGAGCCGAGGACUGGGAUAUGCUGUUUGAGUGCGCCACCAUCUUGCGCGGGAGGCGGCCUGAUGCCGAGGAGGGGAGUGAGACAAGUUUGGUGCCGUUUCUGGAGGCGGUGCUUGAGGGGGGCUCUGGGGGGGUUGAUGAGGGGGUUGGGCCGAAGCAUAGGGAUGGGGAGGAGGGGGAAAUAAGUGGGAGACGCAAAGCGGCUGUGCCGAAGAAGAAGAAGGUGCUCGGGAAAGGUGUCUCGCAUUUUUGGGGGGAGGAUGAUGAUGGCGCCGGCGACAGGGCCAGGCGGAGGCAAUGGCACCAGUAUACCCAUCCGCUUAGUAUCCGGGCCGGAGGGGAAGGUGAAAAUCCUCCUGUCACCACCGGGACACCAUCCAAGGCGGUUGACGGAGGCCUAGAUGGCGCCGCAGUGCCCAAACCCCAGCGCGCCUCGCCGGACGACACGAAUGCCUCCAUUACGAUAAACGAAAGCCCGCCGAAGACCGCCACCGAAGAUCGAGGCCUAGAACAACCAGUUUCACCCAACAAACCAACCUACCUAACACCCGAAACCAAGAAAGCAACCAGAGCCGAGCGAGCCGUCAAAGCCACAGGCGGAUCCAGGUCCCCCUUCUUCAGCACACCACCACCACCUCCCCAAACCAAACCCCCCAAACCCGAACCCACCCCGCCAUCAACCGCAAAAAAGAAGCCCCGCCCACCACGCGGCACCGUCUCCAGCCUGCCCAUCCCACCCCUUUCCGCCACCCACUUCGGCCUGAUCCAGGAAGAGCUCGCAGACGACCCCUUCCGCCUGCUCGUCGCCAUCACCUUCCUCAUCCGCACCGCCGGCAAGGCCGCCAUCCCCGUGUUCCGCGAGCUCAUGGCGCGCUUCCCCACGCCCGAGGCGCUCGCCGCGGAGGCGGCGGCCCCGGAGAUUGUUGCUUUGAUCCGUCCGCUGGGGUUGGCGGUGGUGCGCUGCGCGGCGGUGCAGAAAUAUGCGAGGGGGUGGCUGGAGAGGCCGCCGCGGAGGGGGGUGCGGUAUGGGGUGAGGAAUUACCCGCGGGUGGGGGAUGGGCGGGGUGUGAGGGUGGGGGAGGAGUUUGGGCCGGAGGAUGGUGGUGGUGGUGGUGGUGGUGGUGGUGGUGGUGGUGGUGAGGUUGGAGGAGAGGUUGUGGAUGCUGUGGCGGAUGCGCGAGCCAGGGGGGUCGGGAGCGCUUGGGAGAUCGGGCAUCUGACGCAGGGGCCGUAUGCGUUGGAUUCGUGGCGCAUCUUUUGUAGGGAUGUGUUGCUGGGCCGGGCGAGCCAUUGGACGGGGAAGGGGAGCGCGCCUGAGUUCCAACCUGAGUGGAUGCGUGUUCUGCCCCGGGACAAGGAGUUGAGGGCGUGUCUGCGGUGGAUGUGGAUGCGAGAGGGUUGGGAAUGGGAUCCAUUGACGGGCGAGAGAGAGCCUCUGCGUGAGGAAUUGCGGAGGGCUGUAGACGAGGGCCGUGUUGGCUAUGACGACAGUGGAAAUCUGGUGAUUAUAGGAGGAGAGUGAAAGGUACUCGAUAGAUAGCAGUUUCUCUUUACCUAUCCAGAGAAUCCGGGGUACCAGAGUUGUCGAGACCAGGCCGCAAACCGCCUUGUUAUCCUUGUUACAUUACAUCUUGGAAAGAGCCCAGUUUUCGAUCUAUAUCAGGCGUCCUCAUUUUCAGACAAGUCCCAC